UGCAACCUAGCUAGAUAGGUAACAAAAUAAUAUGUUCGAUGUGUGAACUGUGAAACAAAACUGAUAAUGUUUUAUUAAGUUAUACUCAUGGAUAUUUUUAAUUCCAUGGAAAAUUUCUCAAGAGUAGAAAAGAUCGGUGAAGGCACAUAUGGCGUAGUAUAUAAAGCUAAGGACCGUUUAACGGGACAAGAAAUUGCUCUGAAAAAGAUUAAACUAGAAAAUGAGCCAGAAGGUGUCCCUUCCACUGCUCUGCGGGAGAUCUCCGUGCUACGCUCACUGCAGCACCCGGCGGUGGUGCAGCUACUGGAUGUGCUGCUUACAGACAAUAAGCUAUUCCUUGUCUUUGAGUUCUUGCACAUGGACCUCAAGAGGCUCAUGGAUUUGACAAAAGGCCCUUUGCCCAUGGACUUAGUUAGGAGUUACCUGCGCCAGCUGCUGGACGGGCUGGCCUACUGCCAUGGGCGACGGGUUCUGCACCGCGACCUCAAGCCGCAGAAUCUGCUGGUGGACGCCGAGGGCCGCAUCAAGCUGGCCGACUUUGGGCUGGCGCGCGCCUUCGCCAUCCCCGUGCGCGCCUACACGCACGAGGUGGUGACGCUGUGGUACCGCGCGCCCGAGAUUCUGCUCGGGGCCAAGUUCUACUCCACGGCCGUGGACGUGUGGAGCCUCGCCUGCAUCUACUGCGAAAUGGCCAGCGGCCGCACGCUGUUCCCAGGCGACAGCGAGAUCGACCAACUGUUCCGCGUGUUCCGCGCCCUGGGCACGCCGGGCGAGGCGCUGUGGCCGGCGGCGCGGCGGCUGCCAGACUUCCGCGCGGCGUUCCCGCGUUGGCCGCCGCGGCCGGCGCGCGCGCUGCUGCCGGCGGCCGCGCGCGCGGACGCCCGCGUCGCGCCUCUGUUCGAGGCGAUGCUGCGCUACGAGCCCAGCCAGCGGCUGGCGGCGCGCGCGGCGCUGCAGCUGCCCUACGUAGCCGAAGCGGCCCGAGUGCGCCCCGACCUGCCCAUCUGACCACCCCGAACUCCGACUAUUGUAAAUACUUAUUUUCUAUACUUUAAUAUAAUGCAGAUUAAAUCUUUUCUAAUUA
Molecule: messenger RNA, 1084 nt
Organism: Plodia interpunctella (Indianmeal moth)
Lineage: Eukaryota; Metazoa; Arthropoda; Insecta; Lepidoptera; Pyralidae
Gene: Cdk2
Product: Cyclin-dependent kinase 2
Exons: 3
Coding region: 88-1008 (306 amino acids)
Biological process (GO): protein phosphorylation; signal transduction; regulation of gene expression
Cellular component (GO): cyclin-dependent protein kinase holoenzyme complex; cytoplasm; nucleus
Molecular function (GO): ATP binding; cyclin binding; cyclin-dependent protein serine/threonine kinase activity
Source: RefSeq, a predicted model, not a curated record